Aaosphaeria arxii CBS 175.79 is the source of this 1570-nucleotide messenger RNA. Its product is annotated as FAD/NAD(P)-binding domain-containing protein. Bases 206 to 1342 code for a protein of 378 amino acids. The transcript has a single exon. Gene Ontology annotation, molecular function: FAD binding; monooxygenase activity. Lineage: Eukaryota; Fungi; Ascomycota; Dothideomycetes; Pleosporales. The record is from RefSeq and is a predicted model, not a curated record.
UCCUCAUCAUGACGCUUACAGCCCCUCCUGUCGAGGUGGCCAUUAUUGGAGGAGGUUUAGCCGUAAAUGUUAGCAGCACCCUCUUUCGAAUGCGGCUCACACUGCUCGACAGGGCUUUACCCUUGCGCUUGCUUUGCAUCGCCUCAAAAUACCGUCUAGAGUCUAUGAAGCACGCUCUGAGAACUACAAUCCGGGCGGGGGGCUCAUGCUUUCUCCGAAUGCCCUACGCGCACUCGACAGCCUUGGAGCCUACGAGCGUUUACGCGGUAAGGCUCUGCAGUUCGAUAAGCUCUACUUCAAGGAUGACAAGGAUAAGACUACCGACAUUUACUACUUUGGCUCCAAGGUCAUCUAUGGCUAUCAGGCCAUGCGUAUCAUGCGCAAAGAGUUGCUUGAUGAGCUGCUCGUAAUGCUACGGGAACGCAGCAUUCCCGUCCAUUUUGACAGUGCCUUGGCCACGGUUGACUACGAUGGUCCGGACCCCAAUUCUAAGGUCGGGUUCACCUUCACGAAUGGUCAGAAAGAUUCGGCCUCGCUCUUGAUUGGGGCCGAUGGCAUUCAUUCUAUGGUGCGUUCGACCUUUUUACCAGAGGUAAAACCCAAAUAUGCAGGUAUCCUAGGCAUCAGCUGCGUCGUGCAGCGAUCACAGCUCCGCAUUCCCGACGAAUAUGGCUUGCCCGCGAUUGCUGUGGGCAAGCCAGGAGGCUUUUUGCUUGUGCCGCAGAAACCAGAUGGCUCUGAGCUCUAUGUUGGGGCGCAGCGACGGUUUCCAGAAACAGAUGAUUGGAACUGUCUGCGUAAAGAUCAGCAGAAGCUCUAUGAUAUGAUUCACGAGAACCAGACCGAUUGGCCCGACAUUGUACAGUCAGCGCUAGAAGCCAUGUCAUUGGACAGGAUGGGAUGUUGGGCCUUCUACAGCCUGCCUCCAUUAUCGUCUUGGUUGUCGGAAUCGAAGCGCAUCAUUCUAGUUGGGGAUGCAGCUCACGCUAUACCGCCUACGGUCGGCCAGGGUGCUAAUCAGGCAAUUGAAGAUGUCUGCGCCUUGGCAUCCCUCCUCUCGAAGCUGUCGCCCCAAGUUUCUCUUGAUAAAGCUGCCGCGCUGUGGCAAUCGUACCGACAGAAGCGCGUUCAAAAGAUCCUUGACUUGACGCAGCAAAUGAAUGCAAAGCGACUGCCCGAAGCAGAGAAGGCUAAGCUGCCCCCGAACGCUAUCUGGACUGACACGUCGUUAACGCGUGGCGAGGGCGGCGAGCUACGCUGGUUGUAUGAUCCCGAUAUGUUCGAUGAGGCUGAGAAGUGGGCACAGGGCCUGAAGUUGAAGGGCACUACCACGCAGGGGUAAGAUUUGGAAAGGGACAUACAAUAGGAUCCUGAAGACGUGUUCGUAGACUGGAUGUCGGUAGAGAUACCCUAUGGUAUCUUUGCCAAUGAUUGUGGAACGCGGGUUCCAAGAUGCCGAUGAUACAUAAAGAAGGCAAACAUGUCUAAACCCUUCGCAGAUCUACGUCACUUGCUCACCGGGCCGUAUAAUGCUAUCCAGGGUCCUGGCAACAUUUAAUAUAUGCUAUGC